Molecule: messenger RNA, 1788 nt
Organism: Heterobasidion irregulare TC 32-1
Lineage: Eukaryota; Fungi; Basidiomycota; Agaricomycetes; Russulales; Bondarzewiaceae
Exons: 4
Coding region: 1-1788 (595 amino acids)
Source: RefSeq, a predicted model, not a curated record
AUGUCGCUCUACGGCAACGGGCCCGGCACCGCCAACGACUGGCACUUCAUCUACGCAGCCUGCGAUUACCUCUUCAAUUUGUUCCCCAAGAAGGCGGCCACGGCCAUCGAAGAUGAGACCGACCUCGCGCAGGACAAGGUCGACCGAAGAUCAGAGGAUGCCACGGCCACCGAGACCACCGUCUCGCUGCAAGACCUCCUGCCUUCCGACGUGGAAGAAUUCGACAAUAGAGCUUAUGUCUCGUCGUUGAUAACUUCUAUCCUCUCGCACAAAUUCGAAACACCCGUGGCUGCCACUGCCGACAUGCCACAAGGGCCCCCUCCUACCGCCAUCUCCAAAGAGUCGAUUCCAUCAGCAGCAAGGAAACAGAAGCGGGUUGACGAUGUCACUGACACGGACACUCGCUCACGUUCCCUGCAACUUGGUUCCCAAGCACCCGUGGCCGCCAGUGCCCACGUGCCACACAAAUUGCCUCCCCCCGUCGUCCCUGGAUCUUCGACUCCGUCGCCUUCCGCAAAAGCAGCGGGGAAAAGGAAGCGGGUCGACGAUGCCACUACCGCACGGCACCCCUCGAAACGAACAAAGAUGGACAGCAUGGGCGCGGUUGAAAUAACCCUCCCACCGGCCAUGCCACCACCGCAUCUCAUGGUCUUCAAACCAACCAACGAGGACGUCGAUGCCCGUUCUCAAAAGAAGGACAAGCAGAGACCACAAACGGCCGCGCACGCGCGCGGCCCACGCCUCGACGAUUCGACGUCACCUUUCCAAGGGCCAUCCACAAUGCCCAACUGGUUCUACACCCCGCCGGUAAACGGCCUGGCUCCCUAUCCAUACGAGGCCCCGCCGACCUCGCACGACACCUACCCAAUCUUCAACGACGCCGCGGGCCCUCCCUACGGCGCCCCUCCGACCGCCUCCGACGGCACAGAAGACUCCGACGACGUCUUCUACGACAGCGGAGAGCCGUUCUACAGCGACCUACAGCUCUUCGGCCAUAUCGCCGGCGCCACGGGGCAGUUGCGAUAUGACGUGGAGACCCUCUCGGCCGAAGAAGCGGCAUGGCUGGACCAACUGGCCAUCGCUUUCGACGCGCGGGUCCCCAGCGACCGUGCGCAGGCGAUCCCCGACACACCGCAAUUAGAUGCCCUCUCGAACAGCCAAGAGGCUUGGCUCUCCCAGCCGCCGUUCACUCCCGGCGUGCAGGUUCCCACCGGGCGCGCGCAGACGGUUCCCAACACACCGCAAUUGGAUGCCCUCUUGGACAGCGGAGACGCCUGGCUUGUCCAGCCGCCACUCGCUCCCGGCGCGCAGGUCCCCACCGGGCGUGCGCACGCGGUCCCCAGCACCCCGCAAUUGGUGUACAGCGUGCCACAGAACCCAAACGCCGCGCAGUACUUCGGCAAUAGCGCGGCCGCCGUCGCAGCGGCCCACCCACCCGCCGCGAUCCCCCACCCUGCCCCGCAUCCGCACCCGCGUCCGAGGCAGACUCUCUACGCGUCCACCCUCAAAGCCGCCGCUCUUGCCAAAUUGCUUCGGAUCGACGGGCGUGACAAGCGCUUGGUGCGCUUGGUGGAAGGAGGCGCCAGGGUGCCGCCGGACUGUCGGAGUUGCGCUACGGCGGGUGCGGGGGCUCAUAUCGCGACAGACGAGCGCUCUGCGCACUUGGAGAAACAGGCCGGAGCGUCGAGCGGACAAGACGAUGUCAGGAGACAUCGCCCUCUUGUAUUGACGCGAUCCACCGCCUCGCGGCUAGCUUCGACAUAUGUCGCGGGCGUCGCGCGCUCCUGA